Messenger RNA from Paramecium tetraurelia, 495 nucleotides. RefSeq lists its product as uncharacterized. The transcript has 3 exons. The record is from RefSeq and is a predicted model, not a curated record. NCBI's taxonomy places the organism in Eukaryota, Ciliophora, Oligohymenophorea, Peniculida, Parameciidae.
AUGUUCAAAAUAUUUAGACUGCUUGAGACACUAGGCCGAUUCUUUAAGAAACCACCAGCGGGGACAGGUAGGCGAAUUGCUAUGUCUCCAUUCUUUAAGAAUAUUCUAACUGAAGACGAAGAAGAGAACUUCAAAAGAUAGGAGAUAUUUUAUGAUCCACAUGCAUUUUAUUUGAGACAACAGAAAAUAUAGUCUUACUAAGAUGAACUAAUGCAGAAAAAUCAUUCAAGGCAUAACGAAAGCGGUUUAUCUGAAUUAGGUAUUUUUGAUCUCAUAAAUGUAGUGAUUACAGCCAAAAUGCCUUAAAGAAAUCAGUUGUCAAACACUGGCGAUUAUAUAAUUCACAAUUAAGAUAGCUUUCUUCAUUCAAUUCAACUUGGUAGAAAGGGAGCUGAUAAUCAUUUUUUUAGCUUAGAUGACGUUGAAUCAAUUUAUAGCUCCUUUGAAUAGGAUAUUAAUUUUGAUAUAGAGGACAGCUUAGUAUACCAGCAUUGA